Manis javanica (Malayan pangolin) is the source of this 507-nucleotide messenger RNA. The record is from RefSeq and is a predicted model, not a curated record. NCBI's taxonomy places the organism in Eukaryota, Metazoa, Chordata, Mammalia, Pholidota, Manidae.
UCUGGCCCUCUGGCACCAGCUCCCAAAAUGACCCAGCGAUCCUCUGUCACCAUCAAGUCAGGGGGCACUCGGAACUUCAGUGCUUCCUCAGCCAGCCUCCUCCCGGGCUGCCGGCCCAGCUUCAGCUCUGUCUCCAUGUCCCAGAGUGGGAAGAGUUUUGGGGGUGGCUUUGGAGGUGCAUUCGGGACCAGGAGCCUCCACAGCCUUGGGGGUAGCAAGAGAAUUUCAGUCAGCGGGGGCUACUGCCCCAGCCGGGCCAGCCUUGGGGGCGCUGGCUAUGGGCUGGGUGUCGGGGGCAUAGGGUACAGGGUUGGGGGAGCCUGCAUUGGUUAUGGAUUUGGAGGUGGGGUGAUGCCUGGUGCUGGGGGUAUCCAGGAGGUCACUGUCAACCAGAGCCUCCUGACCCCCCUCCACCUGGAGAUUGAUCCCUCCCUCCAGCGGGUGCGGAAGGAGGAGAAGGAGCAGAUCAAGACUCUCAACAACAAGUUCGCCUCCUUCAUUGACAAG